AUGUAUCUGGAUCUGAAAACGCUAUACUGGUGGCCUAACAUGAAAGCAGAUAUUGCUACCUUCGUGAGCAAGUGCCUUACUUUCGCAAAGGUUAAGGUCGAAUACCAGAAACCCUCAGGUUUGCUACAACAACCAGAGAUACAUGAGUGGAAGUGGGAGCGGAUCACGAUGGACUUCAUAACCAAGUUGCCCAAGACAUCGGGUGGUCUCGAUACCAUUUGGGUGAUCGUAGACAGGUUAACAAAGUCCGCACACUUCCUGCCUAUCAAAGAGACUGACAAGAUGGAGAAACUAACAAGUACCUACAUUAGGGAGAUUGCACGACUGCAUGGUGUUCCCAUAUCCAUUAUCUAUGAUAGAGAAAGUAGAUUACCUUCUAGGUUCUGGAAGUCGCUACAAAGUUCCCUGGGUACUAGGCUGGAUAUGAGUACAGCCUACCAUCCGCAAACCGAUGGACAAAGUAAGAGGACUAUUCAAACUUUGGAAGAUAUGUUGCGAGCAUGUGUGAUAGAUUUUGGGAAGGCAUGGGAUAGUCAUCUUCCCCUUGUCGAGUUCUCCUACAAUAACAGUUAUCACACGAGCAUAAAGGCUGCUCCAUUUGAGGCCCUCCAUGGCCAGAAGUGCGGUUCCCCUCUGUGUUGGGCUGAAGUGGAGAAGAUCGUUCAGAUUCGUGAACGAUUGAAAGCCUCUAGAGACCGACAGAAAAGCUACGCAGACAAGAGAAGGAAACCUUUGGAAUUCCAGGUUGGCGACCGUGUUCUAUUGAAGGUCUCACCCUGGAAGGGCUUUAUACGCUUCGGAAAGCAUGGAAAGCUAAAUCCAAUAUACGUAGGGCCUUUCGAGAUUCUCGCUAUAAUCGGCCUUGUAGCUUACAAAAUCAGACUACCUCACGAACUUAGUAACGUACACCCUGCUUUCCACGUUUCGAACUUGAAAAAGUGUCUGUCCGAAGAGACUCUUGUAAUCCCACUCGACGAGAUCGAGAUCAACGAGGGACUCAACUUCGUGGAAGAACCAGUAGAGAUCAUGGACCGAGAGGUCAAGCAAACGAAGCAAAGCCGUAUCCCGAUAGUGAAGGUUCGCUGGAAUGCCAAGCGAGGACCUGAAUUCACUUGGGAGCGCGAGCACCAAAUGAAACUGAAAUAUCCUCAUCUUUUUACUUAG
Messenger RNA from Lactuca virosa, 1164 nucleotides. NCBI's taxonomy places the organism in Eukaryota, Viridiplantae, Streptophyta, Magnoliopsida, Asterales, Asteraceae. The record is from the annotation of a GenBank genome assembly.